This is a messenger RNA of Bicyclus anynana (squinting bush brown), 4061 nucleotides long. RefSeq names its product titin homolog. The coding region runs from base 274 to 3111 and encodes 945 amino acids. The record is from RefSeq and is a predicted model, not a curated record. The transcript is spliced from 11 exons. Gene Ontology annotation, biological process: protein phosphorylation. Gene Ontology annotation, molecular function: protein kinase activity; ATP binding. NCBI's taxonomy places the organism in Eukaryota, Metazoa, Arthropoda, Insecta, Lepidoptera, Nymphalidae.
UUUACUAUGUCGGAGACACGUAUAUUAUCCGAGUGUCACCCGUUUACCACUUCCAUACUCCGCACUCAUAGUACAGAGUACAGACAUUCGUGUGCCGAACCUCGGACGGAGAGUCACUUGUGUGUCCAGUUUUUCAAACAACUACAACUUCACGAUUCAUAAGACUGAUUCUGAUAGUAGGUACAACACCUACUACUAAACUGAAAAUAUAAUGAUUAUUUUAACUCAGCUUUAAAUAGCUUUAAUAAUAGUAAUAAAUUAAUCGAAACAAAUAUGGAAAUAGAAGUGCCCUUACGUGAUAUUGUGACUGAUGAAUACACAUCUAUUGUCUUUGAAUGUAAAGUAAGUGACUGCUCUAGAAGGUGUAUCUCAUAUAAAUGGUAUAAAGAUGGAAAACAAAUAGAAGCAACACGUAGAAUUAAAAUAAGCUACGACGGAAAAUGGCAUAGGUUAGAGAUAACGUCGGUUAUUACACAGGAUUAUGGAAUAUACAUUAUUUUAUUAAAUAAUAAUGGGAAAGAAAUAUUUUCUAAAGCAAAUCUAUAUGUCAGAGAGAUAAAAGACAUGCAAAAUAAUGAUGUAAUUUAUAUUAGUCCAAAGUCAUGGUGUUUUAAUGCUUCAAGGCAUUUGAGGUGCACAAAAGUAUUAGUAGGCAAUAUCAUAGAGUUAGAAGCAACAUUUAACGCCGAGUCCUCAGAUGAAUAUGUUUGGUAUAAGAGUAAUCGACCAUUACUACCAAAUGAACGUACUAUUGUAUUAAAUGAUAAAAAAACUACGACACUUUCUAUAUUGUGUGCCAAAGAGACAGAUACUGGUAUUUAUCAUGUGGUAUGUAAUUCAGAAUAUGGUAUCGCAUCAAGUUUUGCAAAUGUGAUUGUCUUGAAUACAGACCUCGAUACAAUAAACAGUAGUGAAGUUGUCCCAAGUAUAGAUGAGCCAUUGCAAGAGGAACUCGAAAUUAAUGAAGGAGAGGACGUACGACUUAUGUGCAAAAUCACGUAUGAUGUAAACACCGUAAUACAUUGGUGUAAGAAUGGAAUAACUCUUGAAAAACAAGAUAAUAAAGUCACAGAAUAUUAUAAUAAUAGAUACACUUGUUUGAGAAUAAAGAGUGCUUCCGUGAAAGACGGUGGCGAGUAUUCCAUACUAAUGAGAGAUGAAAUAACUGGUCAUACAGAUACAUCAAGCUGUUUUUUAACUGUAAACCAUUCUCAACCAGACAAAUUAAGUUCAGUUAAAUUGAGAACACCUUUAUUGCCAGUUGUAACAUGUAUCGGAUCUAAAUUAUCAUUAACUUGUAGUUUCUUUUUGGAUGAUCCAAAAUUUUAUUACGUUGUUUGGUACAUUGGUCAUUACAGGGUAGAACGGACAAACCACCGAUUUAACGUAGUGAGCAGUGGUGGAGAUUUUUUCUUAUUUAUCAAACAAAUAAAACCUGGAAUGGCAGGUGAAGUCACAUGCGAACUUCGAAAAUCGUUACCCAAUAGAACAUCAGUUUUAAUUAAUUGCACAUCAACAGUAUUAACUAUAGUGCCGCCUGCAGUUUUAAAUAAUAUAACAAAAUUAAAUAUGACUUCGAAGAACAACAUUUACUGCAAUGGAAAUUUUAAAAUUAAUAUUCCUUUUAAAAACAAGAAGCACGCUUUAAAUGGAAUUCAAAAACCCAUACUUUCUACAAACGACACGAAUAUUUGCAGAGAAGAACUGGUGAUCACAUAUUGCAGGCUAGAUGAUGACAAUUUUUAUUUUGAAAUUACUAAUAAUGAAAAUGAAGAAAGCAACCCUGAUUAUAGUAUAACUAUCUACGAAAAUUGUACUAAUGAGAAACAUCCAACAUCAAAAGUUGUUAUUAUGGAAUGGUUUAACACAAUGGAAAAAAACACCGAUGUAAACGAACCUAAGCUAAAAUGGUACAAAAUUGAAUACGGAAAAGUACGUGAUCAUUUUGUAGAAGCAGGAGUUUCAAGUUUAGCUAUGCUAGAGAUAAAGGAUCCUCCGUUAGAACAAAUUAUAAAAUUUCGUAUAAGUGUAACAGAUUCGAAACACCAGGCUGAUGAAUCAAGAGUUUGUAUAAUGCCAGCCAUUGAAGACUCUUAUAGAAUGAACAAACAAUGUGAAAUUAAACCUAUGGAAGAAUUUAAUUUAAUCUUUACGAAAACAGGCGAUUUAAUUGGUUGUGGCGCAUUUGGAAGUGUAGUUCUUGUUUGUGAUAAAGUAGGAGAAUUUUAUGCUGCAAAGAUUUUGAAGACUAGAACCCAAAAAAAGAGAGACACUGCUAUGAGGGAGUACGAAUUGUUGAAAAUUUUAAGACAUCCAAAACUAGUAGAACUUCACAGUGCAUUCACAGCAAAGGAAUCCUUUAUCUUAGUUAUGGAUUACCUUUGGGGCGGCGAAUUAUUCGACAGAAUAGUUGAAGAGGAACACAUCAAGGAACUCGACGUAGUACCCUACGUUAGGCAAAUCUGCGAGGCUUUGCAAUAUUUGCACAGUAACAAAAUUGUUCAUUUAGAUUUAAAGCCAGAGAAUAUUAUCUGCCUGAGUCCGAAUUCUCGACAAGUGAAAAUUAUAGAUUUUGGUCUAGCCAGAGUUUUAGACGCUACCCAUGUGAGAGCUAUAUAUGGAACUCGGGAUUACGUUGCACCGGAAGUAUUAAAUUUUGAGCAGCUGACUUUAGCCUGUGACAUGUGGAGUUUAGGGGUGGUUACUUACAUGCUACUGUCAGGAGUAAUGCCUUUUAGUGGAGACAGUUGGCCUGAACGAUCAGCAAACAUUACAAAGGCGAACUAUAACUACCAUGAAUCAGCAUUUAAAGAUAUAUCAGACUUGGCCAAAAACUUUGUUGAUCACCUUCUCAUACUUCAACCCGAGAGACGUAUGACGGCAGGCGACGCCCUGAACCAUAGAUGGAUAAUAGAAGGCCCACCUAAAGGUGCAAAAUCAGCAUAUAUGAAGCGAACGAGGCAAAACCUGAAAUCAUAUCUAGCUAAUAAUAGAGCUAGAUGGCAAAGAGCAGGCAAUGUAAUGAUAGCGGCACAUCGUCUACGUAACGCGGGCAGUCAGAGGAACACACUGGACGCUGACCGAGUUUCACCUAGCCCGACUAGAGUCUAGUCUAGACUUAGCUUAAGUUUUAUUAUCACCAUUACGGCUAUUGGUAUAAACAAUAGUGUAUUUAUUGCAACUGUGUAGCUUUGAAAUCUGCUGAUUACGAAAAUAGUCACAUCUUACCAAUUUAAGAUAUUAAUUCUUUCUUAUUAAACUUUGUUGAUGUAUAUGUUUCGGAAAUAACUUAUGAUUAAAAUUUUAUGUAAUAAACAAUAUUUUUUCACAUGCCAAAAACUUAAUAAUGUAAUAUUGGGUCACAGCAUUCGAGUCUAAAACUAUAAUGAUUUGGGCAGACAACGGCAGGACGGGACGCUAACGCGACGUUGACGUGACAUUUGAUUUGAUAUAGAACACGAUACACAGAGUUCUCGCGUUGCCGUCGCGCCCGACAUGUACUCGUAUACAACAGGAGCGUAAACAAGGGGCGGGCGGCGUGACGUCUCAAUUUGCGUUCUAUGAAUUUUUAUUUUAGCUGUCAAACAGAACAGGACAGAAAUAUGAUAGUAAAGUAGUUUGAUACUGUACAUGGCUACAUUUUUUGACAGAUUCGUUAGCAGCUUUGGAUCAUGAACUCCUAGUCCUAGAUCUAAAUUACCCCGUAUUGAAAGACGCAAGGCAAGGGGAGUCAGCACGCUCCCCGCCAUGCCGCCAUCGUCACGUCACCGUCCCGUCCCGUCCCGUUUGCUGUCUACCCCACAAAAGCUUUCCUAUAUCGGUGUUCUACCCAAACCGUAACUGUUCCCAAAUAGCAUUAUUAUUUUACUCUAAGUCGACGACUAUUAAUUAUUAGUAUUCCAUAUAAUAUAACAAUUUACAUCAUGAUAUUCAUGACGUGAAGUACGUCAUACUAUGUAAUUAUAUGUACUUAACUAAGUAAUAAUAGAUUUUAAUGUGUAAGAAAUAAAAUCAAUAAAGUACUGUUGUCUUCAUAAUAUGUUCAAUCUCUGACAGACAAA